Molecule: messenger RNA, 843 nt
Organism: Ipomoea triloba (trilobed morning glory)
Lineage: Eukaryota; Viridiplantae; Streptophyta; Magnoliopsida; Solanales; Convolvulaceae
Product: zinc finger protein ZAT9-like
Exons: 2
Coding region: 1-843 (280 amino acids)
Molecular function (GO): DNA-binding transcription factor activity
Source: RefSeq, a predicted model, not a curated record
AUGGAGAAGAAGAGGGAGAAAGAGGCACAAGAAUUAUCCUCCGAUAAUAUGCCGGUGGAGAGAAAGGCACACGUGUGCCAAGUGUGCCAGCGGAGGUUUAUCUCCGGGAAGGCUCUAGGAGGUCAUUUAAGCGCUCAUCUUCAAGCGAAGAAGGCCAAAAACAGGUUCACUACCUUAGAAGAAGAAGAGAAGCACUUCCAUCCUGAUAGGGGGGCCUGGAGAGCUAAAGCGGAAGAGAUUCAAGAAGAAGAAGCAGCUCACGAUGUUGUGAAUUUGUUAGGCCAUAAAGAAGACAAGCGAAUCAAAAGAGGUGGCGAGGAAAAUAAUAAGGGAAAGGGAACGGGAAAAGCUCACCAUCAUGUUUCCGGUAGCAGCAGUGAAGACGAUACAGAUGAAUAUUACUGCAACAACCACAUGGAGGAAAUCAGAAUCAAUGGUGGGAUUCUAAAUCCUAAACAGAUUAAUUAUCGGAACAAGGAAUCAUUAAUGGAACCAGAAUCAGAAUCCAAGAACAAAAAGAGACGAGUACUGGAAGUAGAAUCUGCAGAAAAAGAGAAGAACAAGUGCAAUUGCGGUAGGGGUUUUAGCAGCUCUCAGCCACUGGGAAGACACAAGGAAAUUAUGCAGCAGCAGCAUAAUAAUAAUAAUAAUAAUAAGGUGAAGACUGAGAUUCCCAACACAAGUAAUGAUAAUGAUGAAAACCAAUCAAUUGGAGUUCACCGGAGGGUCGAGUCCAGGUGGUUGCUGCAGGUUGCCUCACCCAGAAUUCCAAAGUUUCUGAUGUUUGAUUUGAAUGAGAUCCCUGCAGAUGAUGCUGCAAAUGUUGAUGACCAAUUUAAUUAA